UCAUGGACCCGCGAACUUUUAAAGUUGCAUAUUUCCAUAGGAGCCUAAGUAUAGUUCUAUGGUUGGGAAAGCACAUGUUUUCUUUGUAAUCACAUAACCUCUAGCUUUGUUAUUGAUACAAAUUAUUUCAAAUAAAAAUAUAUCUUAGUAGUUAAUAUAUAAUGGGAAGCGAGAUUCUAACUUUACAAUUAGGUCACUAUUCAAACUUCGUAGGAGCACAUUUGUGGAAUAUUCAGGAAUUAAGUUUUCAAUACGGUUCGGAUAAUCCAUCAGAAAUUAACCACGAUGUAUUAUAUCGCGAAGGGAUUACGAACAAGCGAGAAGUCACGUUCACUCCUAGAUUGCUAUUGGUGGAUUUACAAAACAGUUUAGGAUCAUUACCUGAACAAGGGGACUUGUAUGAACCAAUACCUGAUUGUUCUAAAGAAAAUGUUAUUUGGGAAGAAAAUUCGAUUGAAGUUCAAGCGGGACCGAGUAAAAUUAAAAACAAAUUUAAACGCGAUUUGGAAGAUCCCAUACAAUCCACUAAUGUUUUGACUAAAAACUAUAAUUUAGAAGAAACUGUUAAUGUAUGGUCAGAUUUCCUGUAUGCCAGAUUUCAUCCUAGGACUGUUGAAGUCGUGAAACAAUAUCAACACUGCAAUGAAAAUACACCUUUUGAUGUAUUUCCACUUGGCAAUGCCGUUUGGAAAACUCGUCAAUUCACAGAAGACUUCACAGAUAAAAUCAGAAAUUACAUAGAGGAAUGUGAUAAUUUCCAAGGUUUCCAUUUUCUUACAGAUUGUACCAAUGCUUUCUCUGGCAUGACCUCAUCUUGCUUAGAGUAUAUCAGAGACGAAUAUGACAGAAAAUCAGUUUUAGUUUUUCCAGUUUUACCAUCAAGUUAUCCAAAUAUAAAUGAUCAAAUAGAAAAAUCACAAUCAAUAUUAAAUGAUUCAGUUAGAGUAAUUAAUUUAGCUUUGAGUUUUAAUCAAUUUAAUAUGUACUCUUCAAUGUUUGUGCCUUUGAGUGUUGGUAGUAAGGGCUGGAGACAACCAGGACCUGAACGGAAAUUCAACAAUUUGAAGUAUAAUCAUACACUACCAUAUCAUUCUAGUGCAAUUCUAGCAGCUGCUUUGGAUACUAUAACAUUGAAACAUAGAGUAAAAAAUUCAUCAUUUACUUUAAGAGACCUUAUUGCAGAUCUGACUAUAAACGAAAGGAAAGCAAGUGCAGCUAGUAUACAAAUUCCGUUCCACAUUGAAGAAAAUAGUGACCUUCUCGAAUGUUUGGAUAACUGGAACGGACCUUUGUACCAAAGUAUUACACCUAGUUGUAACUUGGGUAUUCGUCGUUUGAUGCAACAUAUAACAUUAAGAGGUAUAAAAGAGGAAAAAUUGAAGAAACCAAUGGAAAAAGUUGGUAAACAAAUAGAAUUACCAGCAUAUAGAUGUAAUACGAUAGAAGAAAUGUUAUCUUUAUAUUUAUCUUACACAACAGAAGCUACUGCCAAUAAUGUAACGGUUGUGCACAGUCCUCUAAGUGUUAAAACACCGUUUCCUAAAUUUUUUAAUAAUAAUGGUAGCAACCAGCAAGAAAAUUUUCCAAUAGAGAGUAUACCACUUCUUGCGGGGAUACAUAACGGAUCUGAAAUUGGGGAUAUGUUGGAAUCUUUACAUACCGAAGCGAGAAAAAUCAAAAUAGCGAAAUUUAAUCAGUUUUCGAGCGGUGGAAUUGAUAAAGAUGAUUAUGAAGAGUGUUUGGAUAAUUUAUUUACUUUAAGAGAAAAUUACGAAGAUAAUUAUUUAUUAUAAUUGACUGACUAACAAAUAAUUAAGAGGAAUUUCAAUAUACCAGAAAUGUAAAGAUUAUAAAUAUAAUUUAAAUAAAUUUUUGACAGAUU
This is a messenger RNA of Diorhabda carinulata, 1882 nucleotides long. RefSeq names its product protein misato (gene mst). The record is from RefSeq and is a predicted model, not a curated record. NCBI's taxonomy places the organism in Eukaryota, Metazoa, Arthropoda, Insecta, Coleoptera, Chrysomelidae. The transcript is spliced from 6 exons. The coding region runs from base 162 to 1793 and encodes 543 amino acids. Gene Ontology annotation, cellular component: cytoplasm. Gene Ontology annotation, biological process: mitochondrion distribution.